AUCUUUUCAAAAAUCGUAGCAGGCAGCGAAUUUGUGUAUUCGAGUUUCUAGUGUAUUUAAAAUCAUUCGCUAGCUGGAAGUUGCGACAGUCGUGUGUUUUUUUGGAAAAUCGAAGAAUCAACUAAAAUAUUCUUCGCUAGCUGAUUUUUUAUUCGAUUGUCUCACUAAUCGAUUUUCAAACUAAUCGAAAAAUCAACUUAAAACGAUUAGAAUUAACUGUGCUCCAAAUUAAAUAGAUCACUUGCGAUCUCUUGUAUUGUUGGUCACUAUUCGCUGUUGGUGCCUUAAAGCCGUUAAAGCCUAAAUAUGAGCUCCUUAAAGACCUGCCCAUUUGACAAAAACCACAUAUUACAAGCGGAACGCUUCAUUGUUCACUUGGUUCGAUGCCAACGCAAUCAUCCCAAUGUUCAGGUACGCUGCCCACACAACGAGGGACACAUUAUACCGCCGGGUGAGAUGGAAACGCACCUCAAUGUGUGCGAUACGAGGGCGCUAAGCGAGCUCAAGGAUCAACAAAUGGUCCAAAAGCCAGUAGAGCAGCCCCUAUUGCCAGUCGGCGAAUCGUGGGAUGAUGACCCAGAUGUUGGAACCUACGAUCCCAACAAUUAUUGCGAGCAGAAUCUGGUGAUACGCCAGCCAGUUAACCUUACGAAGGCUCAGCGCAAGCAGUUCCGCUUAAAAGAACGUGAGCGUCUCGAGAAAAUGGACAACUCAACCAGUGAUGGUUCUAAGCCUUAAUCUUCUUAAGCUUGGCAUACACUCAUAUAAUGAUUUCGAACACAUUCCGAAAAUACUUUACAGAACAUUGAGUUUCAUGAAAAGAAACUAUACACGUGAAUAAUGAACCACCAAGGAGUUGGCUCUUAAACUAAUAUAUAUCUCUAAAAGAAGUAGCUAGACCCAUUGCGUCAACACUUUAUUGGCCGAAGUGUUUGUUUCAACAUAUUCCGGAUACACACAAGAAAACACAGAAAAUCACUCAAAUGUUCAGCGAUAAAGCUAAAGAGCUACCAUUACAGAUUUUUAUUUAUACAUGAGUAUUGGAAUUCACUUAAUUCUUUUACCGUUUAAACAACAUUUUAAGAAUUUAAAUAAAUAUCCCAUUCUAUGGCGAUUUUUUUAUUAA
This is a messenger RNA of Scaptodrosophila lebanonensis, 1126 nucleotides long. RefSeq names its product gametocyte-specific factor 1-like. Bases 307 to 738 code for a protein of 143 amino acids. The transcript has 4 exons. The record is from RefSeq and is a predicted model, not a curated record. Lineage: Eukaryota; Metazoa; Arthropoda; Insecta; Diptera; Drosophilidae.